This is a messenger RNA of Adelges cooleyi (spruce gall adelgid), 1521 nucleotides long. RefSeq names its product longitudinals lacking protein, isoforms H/M/V-like. The transcript has 8 exons. Gene Ontology annotation, molecular function: DNA binding; protein binding. Bases 149 to 1345 code for a protein of 398 amino acids. Gene Ontology annotation, cellular component: nucleus. Gene Ontology annotation, biological process: regulation of transcription by RNA polymerase II. Lineage: Eukaryota; Metazoa; Arthropoda; Insecta; Hemiptera; Adelgidae. The record is from RefSeq and is a predicted model, not a curated record.
AUAAUAAUUGUUUAUUUAUAAAUAAUAUAAAAAGUUAUUCAUUAGCGUAGACAAAUAACAAUUCAGGGCAAACUCGGAACUUACUAAGGGUUCGUCCGGCCUGCUGAACUGUGUUUGUUUUAUUACACGAUUAAUACUACAGGCGCAAAUGGCUGACCAGAGGUUUUGUUUGCGAUGGAACAACCACCAACCGAACCUGGUCAACGUCAUGACCGGUCUGUUGAACAGCGAAAUGUUUGUGGACGCUACCAUAGCGGCGGAGGGACGCAAAAUUCAAGUUCACAAAGUCGUGCUAUCGGCGUGCAGUAGCUACUUUCAAAUGUUAUUUAAUGAAACGCCGUGCCAACAUCCGAUAAUCAUAAUUAAAGAUAUGUCAUACAACCAUUUGAAGAUUCUUAUUGAGUUUAUGUAUUACGGAGAAGUAAAUAUUUCACAAGAUCAAUUACCAGUAAUUUUAAAAGCGGCGGAAAGUUUACAAAUCAAAGGGCUUGCGGAAAAAUCUAAUCUGCUCGCUACACCUCAACCCAUGGAGACCGAAUACAGUUUGUUAUCGCCGUCAGCUAAACGUAAAAAGAUGCACAUGAGAACGUCAAGUGAUAAAUCUGAUAACAACAGUUCUAUGGAAGACAACUCGGUUAAGACUGAACAAAAUAACUUAGCAAUUAGUUCUCAGCCUGUACUACACGGACAGGAAACAUCAAAAUUAAUUCACAGUAGUGCUGGUGGUGUUCCCAAGCACUCGUCAUCAGAAAACAUCAAUCAAAAACCGCCUGAAGCUAGUAAACGAAUUAGAACGCUCGUACGGCAGCCCAAUUUAAAGGUUAACGAUUACGAGAUCAAAGUGGAAAUGAGUCAGCUAAUUAAAAACGAACCAAACGAUGAAACUGAACCUGUAAUCCGAGUUCUGGAAAGGCAAAGUUCCGAACCUAACCCAUCCUCGACCAAUACGUUAUCUGUUCCUAAGCCAACAAUAGUCAAACAACAUUCGCAACCUACCGAAUCCAUUCCUAUGACCAGGGGAUACCUGACUGAAGAUCUAUCUACGUCUUCGGCUCAAACCAACACAGACGAUACGUUCAACGGAUCAACUCGUUCCGAUCACUGUCCGUUGUUGCGUUCCGGACCUGCGCUCGGCUGCAGUUUCUGUUGGAAUACAAUCGAUACAAGAGGAAGGUUUUUGAGACGGAAAACCAAAUACCAUUGUCCCGAAUGCAACAUUAACCUGUGUUUAGUACCGUGUUUUCAGGAAUUUCACGAAAAGCAAACUCAAACGACAAAACCGAAUGAUUCAACAGACAAUAAUUGUCGAUCUCAGAAAACUACAGUUGAAGACGUUGCUGGUUGAGUUUAAAUUUUUAAUAGAUUUGUUAAUUACCCUUUUUAUUACGACGUUACCAAUUGCUACUACUUAAGAAUUUGUCCUUUUUUUUAAAAUUUAGAAUAGAAAUAUAAUUACAAUUAUUUAAUUAUGUUUUAUUCUUGAAACGAAAAACAUAAUUAUUUGUACAUACACUACGUAUU